This is a messenger RNA of Linum trigynum, 1056 nucleotides long. Lineage: Eukaryota; Viridiplantae; Streptophyta; Magnoliopsida; Malpighiales; Linaceae. The record is from the annotation of a GenBank genome assembly.
AUGGCAGCCGCAUCGGGUUUGCAACCAAGGCUUCUCUCCUCCUUGGCCGGCGACCGUCUUCUCCCUUCCAGACUCCCCAUCCUUCAUCUCUUCGGCUAUAAAACAGGAGGUGGGCAUCAUGUGUCAAUGCGAUUCUCCAGGGCGCUUUCUGGAUUAACCAACCUUGUAUUCAAUAGAAGAAUUGUAGAAGAAGUACCAAACGCCAAGAGGAAACGUCUACUCCCGGGGAAACUCUCUCCCCGUCGACCUGUCCCUGAUAAUAUUUUGAAGCCUCCUUAUGUCGACUCUCGGCAGUCUCCUGGAAUCUCGAGCGGAGCUGAAGUGCAUGAUGAAAUGGGGAUAGAUUGCAUGAGAGCUUCUGGAAGACUUGCAGCACAAGUGCUUCAGUAUGCUGGGACUCUAGUAAAGCCAGGUGUAAAGACUGAUGAAAUUGAUGAAGCAGUGCACCAGAUGAUAAUUGAAAAUGGUGCAUAUCCGUCGCCUCUAGGAUAUGGUGGAUUUCCAAAGAGUGUGUGCACGUCGGUUAAUGAGUGCAUUUGCCAUGGCAUACCAGACUCUCGUGAGCUAGAGGAUGGUGAUAUAAUCAACAUUGAUGUCACAGUUUACUUAAAUGGUUAUCAUGGUGAUACAUCAGCAACUUUCUUUUGUGGAGAUGUUAGCGAUAGUGCCAGAAAGCUUGUUCAGGUAACCAAAGAAUGUCUGGAUAAAGCAAUCUCGAUUUGUGCACCAAGGGUGGAGUUGAAGAAAAUUGGCAAGACUAUACAUGAUCAUGCAGAUAGACAUCGGUACGGUGUUGUUAGGACCUUUGUUGGCCACGGUGUUGGACGUGUUUUCCAUGCUGAUCCAGUUGUACUUCACUACAGGAACAGGGAGGGUGGACGCAUGAAGUUGAAUCAAACCUUUACAAUCGAGCCCAUGCUGACAAUGGGCAGCAUUAAUCCGGUGAUGUGGGACGAUGACUGGACGGUGGUGACCGAAGAUGGAAGCCUGUCAGCUCAGUUUGAACACACCAUUCUCAUUACUGAAGGUGGAGCUGAGAUACUGACACAAUGCUAA